Molecule: messenger RNA, 1974 nt
Organism: Ogataea philodendri
Lineage: Eukaryota; Fungi; Ascomycota; Pichiomycetes; Pichiales; Pichiaceae
Exons: 1
Coding region: 1-1974 (657 amino acids)
Biological process (GO): regulation of DNA-templated transcription
Molecular function (GO): DNA-binding transcription factor activity; sequence-specific DNA binding
Source: RefSeq, a predicted model, not a curated record
AUGGGAGCAUACAGACCAAGAGUCGACCCAGGAGAGGUCUUAGACCAAUUCCAAGGGUCGCCCAGAAUUGAAGAGUUGGCAGACAAGACUGGGGGCAUCGAUAGCACCAACGGCUCGAUCCCCAAUCUUACCGACUCGGAUCUUUUACUGGACCCAAUCUCCACAACUACAGGAACCACACCAAGUGCAAACACCCCUUCUUCAAAUGGGCUAUAUUCAUUCCCAACUUCAGACUUUCCGCCGUUAGCUGAUGGUUCUCACACCGGAGACCAGAUCCGGCCCAGCCCGCUUGUCACCUCACCGCAAUCGUCUAUUUCGGUGAAGCCAGACGCACAUCACAUGGGACCAUAUGCAAAUGGUAUUAACGGACAAAACUACGCGAUUUCCAAAUACAAUCAUCCAGCCCAAUUGCCGUACUACGAGGGUCCUCAAGUAGUCCCUUCUGCAUCCAAUACCAAUGGGAAAUCAUUGCAAUUCAAAAAGCCCAAGCCGAAGAAGUUACAAAACCAAAUGACAGGUCCUCCGAAGCGUCCGGCGUUUGUCAUGAAGCUUUGGAACAUGGUGAACGAUUCCCAGAAUGCAAAGUAUAUCUCCUGGUUACCGGAUGGUAAGGCUUUCCAAGUGAGCGAUCGUGAAAGCUUCAUGAGACAUGUUUUGCCCAAAUACUUCAAGCAUAAUAAUUUCGCCUCGUUUGUCAGACAAUUGAACAUGUACGGAUGGCACAAGAUCCAGGACGUGAAUUCUGGGUCUUUGGCCCAGUCCGAAGAGGUUUGGCAGUUUGAGAACCCCAACUUUAUCAGAGGAAAAGAAAACUUGCUCGACAAUAUUGUGAGAAAUAGAUCGUCCAAAGACGAUGAGGACGAGGUCGAUAUCGGCACAUUGAUGGCAGAAUUAGAGACAAUGAAGCAGAAACAAAGAAUGAUUGCCGACGACCUUAGACGACUUGUUCAGGACAACGAGUUGCUAUGGAAAGAGAACUUUGUGGCUAGAGAAAGACACAAGGCUCAAUCGGAAACGCUGGACAAGAUCCUGCGGUUCUUGGCUACUUUGUACGGUGGCUCUUCAAGAUUUCUUGAAGGCAACAACGGGCCUAACGAGUUUCUCGAUAUGGCAACCAAGAGACAGAUGAGCGAGCAACGGCCUCAAAGGCCUUCCGACUACGAUUUGCAGCAGCAGCAGCAUAUGGCCCAGCAGCAGGGCCAGUACUAUCAACCACAGAACGGAAAUAGUGUGUUGAUGCUUACCAAUAGAGCGCACAACGGUUCGAAAUCGUCUUCCAGCAGAGACACUCCAAACAGCCAGAUGAUGCAAGGGGGUUCUGACGCUGAUGAGUCUCCGAUCCAGGAGAUCCGGAGAGGACCGGAGAACCGCAAUCUGGAGCAGUACGACGCUUUUAAACCGUACUCGGGACAGGCCACUCCUCAAUUUGGUGGGGCUGCCACGAACUUCCAGUCUCCUACUUCUCUUGUGAACUCUCCUCGUUCAUACUUCCCAGAGAUCAACCAUCAGACCCAAAGAGCACCAGGCAGCCAGCCAAUGCGUUCUUCUGUUAACGGUUCGUCUGCCACUCCUUUAGGAGCUGAACCAGAUGCCGGCAACUCGGACUAUCUGGUUGGUAACAUCAAUCAGCAACUGGCUAAACAACAAAACUCAAUUAAACAAAUUAACGACUGGAUUACCAAAUUGACGAACAAUUCUAAAAUCGCCGACGAUACCAUCGCUAACCCACAACUUAUGGAUGACUUCAGAAUGGACGAUUUCUUACUUCCCCAAACUCCAAACGGCGGAGUGGACGCAACGAUUUCUACUGACGAUAAAUUUGGCGAUUUGUACGAUCAAUUACAGCCCAAUUCUAACGAGAGAUACGUGGACUCCACAAUUCCACGGCCGAGCCCUACCAACUCCAUUUCCAGCAGAAAAAGAAAGGAUAGUUUACCUGCCGCGGAGGAGACCAAAAGAGUGAAACAAGUCUAG